AUGGAAACCGACGUGCUUCACGUUCAUUGACUUCUUCCUCAGCAUGAUUUCUCCACUUUCUCAUCCAAUCCCAUCCACCUUGUAUAACAAUCUCUCGCCGAACGCAAGAAAAUGCGAAAAACAAAAUCAAUCAUGAAUCACAAAAGUGCAAAGCACACGCUUCUAGAGCGACCUUGGUUCAUCGUGCUGGCUCUAGCUGGUCUUAUCGGUGGCGCACUGCUCAUCACCAGUUUCAUCCGAUCUACGGACAACACUUUAUCACUAUGUUCCACGGCUAAAACAACUGCACAAUCCAUAGCAGAAUACACAGCCACACCCAUCCAGCUCCAAUCCAUCGUCCAUUACGCAACCUCACGCACCGUCCCUCAACAAACCUUCGAUGAGAUCUCUAUCUCCUUAGAAGUCCUUAAGGACCGUUUACCUUGCAAUUUUCUUGUCUUUGGCCUCGGUCGUGACUCCCUCAUGUGGGCCUCCCUCAAUCCAGGUGGCACCACUGUGUUCAUGGAGGAGGAUCCUGAAUGGAUCCAGGCCGUCCUCAAGGACGCACCGUCCCUAAGAGCCCACCAUGUUCAGUAUCGGACCCAACUUUCUCAAGCGGACCAUCUUCUCAAAACCUACCGGUCUGAACCUAAAUGUUUACCCGCCAAUGCUUUCCCGAUCCGCUACAACGAAAAAUGUCCAUUGGCAUUGACUUCACUUCCUGAUGAGUUUUAUGAUACCGAGUGGGAUUUGAUCAUGGUGGACGCACCAAAAGGGUACUUCGCAACCGCGCCAGGGAGGAUGGCAGCCAUAUUCUCAUCAGCCGUCAUGGCACGUAACCGGAAGGGUGCUGGCACGACGCACGUUUUCCUUCAUGACGUUGACCGCAAAGUGGAGAAAGCUUACGCCAAUGAGUUUCUUUGUGAGAAGUAUAGAGUCAAAUCCGCUGGUAGGCUCUGGCACUUCGAAAUACCCAACGCCGCUAACAUGAGCGAUCAGCCAGGGGAUCGAUUCUGCUAGAUUGCUCCCAUAUUCGGUUACUGGUUACUUCCUUUACAUUGAACACCGCAUAGCUUUUCUGAUUUUUAAAUCGUUUGUUUUUAAAUACAACUAUCCAAAGGCUUCACAUUAAAAUAAACCAUUUAUCCUAUCGCUAUUACUCUUUGUUUUUGUAUGGUGUGCUGUAGAAAAUUACUGAAUGAAAGAACUUGACGUGCAAGGCUGGUUUGUCUUGGACAUCAAUGUUCGA
This is a messenger RNA of Brassica oleracea var. oleracea, 1228 nucleotides long. RefSeq names its product glucuronoxylan 4-O-methyltransferase 1. Gene Ontology annotation, biological process: xylan biosynthetic process. The record is from RefSeq and is a predicted model, not a curated record. NCBI's taxonomy places the organism in Eukaryota, Viridiplantae, Streptophyta, Magnoliopsida, Brassicales, Brassicaceae. The transcript has a single exon. Bases 112 to 999 code for a protein of 295 amino acids.